GGGGAGCCGCAGAUCCAGCCCUUCAACACGCCGCUCACUCUUACGUCCCGUCCCUGAGCAGAGAGCAGAGCUGGCCACGGCACAGAUUUCUCCUCCCUGCCCGGAUCUUAUCUUUUCUCCACCGGAGCUCCUUGUUUGUUUGUUUAUUUUUUCCCCCCUGCGCCCGGCUGGCAUCGGAGUAAAGAGUGGUGAUCUGUUUGGUGCGUAACCGUGCGCAAAGCCAUUGCGAGGCUGUGCCUCCGCGGCAAUGGAUUGAUCUCAGUGUGGUGGGCUUUUUUUUUUUCUUUUCUUUUUUACGACCUGUGCUUCGACCAAGUUAAGAAAACAGUCUCCAACCUGCGGCUCUCUCCUUCCAAGCUGCAUGUUUCACCAGAGGAGCUCUAAAAGUCCCUGGAUCUGGAUGUUUUUGCACAUUUUAGGACUUUGAACUUUUUUUUUUUUACCCUCCUUGUUGCGUUUGCAGGAGGCUUGCCUGGGAUUCUAAGGAUCUAUUUUCGGGGGAGGGCUUUUGAAUAUCUUCUCCGGGGUCCCUGAAGCCUGCAGAGAUUUAUUUGUGAAAAGUGAUGGCCGAGCGGGGAGCUCUGUCGCUCCUCUCUCUCCUCUGUCUCACCUUUCUCUACACGGAGACCACCGCGGCAAAGCAUGCCGAUAAAGGCUCAGCGGCGCAGCCCUUCAGCCCCUUCUGGUUCACGGCGGAGCCCCAGGACACGCUGGCGAUCCGGGGCAACUCGGCGCUGCUCAACUGCUCGGCGCACAGCGACGCGGCCACGCCGGCCCGCGUCGAGUGGAAGAAGGACGGCACCUUCAUGAGCCUGGUGUCGGACGAGAGGCGGCGCGUACUUCCGGACGGCUCGCUGUUCUUCGCCCACGUGGUCCACUCGAAGCACAACAAGCCGGACGAGGGGACCUACCAGUGUGUGGCCACCAUCGACAACCUGGGCUCCAUCUCCAGCCGCACAGCACGCCUCGCUGUAGCAGGGAUUCCGCGGUUCGCCAGUCAGCCGUCGCCGGCCUCCGUGCACAUCGGGGACAGUCAGGUGAUGAUAUGCGAGGUCAACUCGGACCUGGUUCCGUUCACGCGCUGGGAGAAAGACAAGGAAGCGUUGGAGAUGAGCGACAGGCUGAUCCAGUUGCCCAGCGGCGCCCUCGUCAUCAGCAACGCCUCGGAGACUGACGCUGGCCUCUACCGGUGCGUUGUGGAGAACGUGGGCUCCUCCAAGUCCAGCGAGGAGGGCCCGCUGCAGACGAUACCAGAAACUGGAGGGGAGAGGAAGCUGGAGUUCCUGGUGCAGCCUUCUUCUGUGGCCAAGCUGUUGGGUGCGAGCGUGCUGCUGCCCUGUGUGGUCGCCGGUCAUCCUGCCCCUCACAUCCGCUGGAUGUUUGGAGACAAAGUGCUGGACGAAAGCGACGGUCGUGUAGAAGUGGUGGGAGGCGGCAGCCUGCAGAUUUCCAACAUCACGGAGGACGACGCCGGCACGUACACCUGCGUGGCCGAGAACUCCAACGCCACCAUCGAAGCCCAGGCCCAGCUCACAGUUCAAGUUCCUCCGCGGUUUAUCAAACGACCAGCCAACAUCUACGCUCAUGAGUCCAUGGACAUCGUCUUUGAGUGUGAAGUUUCAGGAUCGCCCGCUCCCACCGUCAAAUGGGUCAAGAAUGGAGACGCCGUCAUCCCCAGUGACUACUUCAAAAUAAUUAAGGAGCACAACCUGCAGGUUCUGGGUCUGGUCAAGUCCGACGAAGGGUUCUACCAGUGUCUGGCAGAAAACGAUGCCGGCAACAUCCAGUCGAGCGCGCAGCUCAUCAUCUUGGAUCACGACGUAGCCCUGCCCGCCUUCCCCCCCCCUUCACUGACUCCUAACACUACUGACCAUGUAACAGCAGGCUCCGGAGGCAUAGCCGCUCCAGCGGGGCCCACCCCCUCGGCGCCCCGAGACGUCGUGGCUUCCCUGGUCUCCACCCGCUUCAUCAAGCUGACGUGGCGCCAGCCGGCCGAGCCGCACGGAGACGAGCUGACCUACUCCGUUUUCUACAGCCAGGAGGGCACCAGCAGGGAGCGGGUGGUGAACACAAGCCGACCAGGAGAGAUGCAAGUCACCAUCCAGAAUCUGAUGCCAGACAGCAAAUAUCGCUUCAGGGUGGUGGCGCACAACAGCAACGGGCAGGGCGAGAGCUCAGCAGCGCUCAAAGUGGCCACCCAAGCUGAAGUACAAGUUCCGGGUCCAGCUCCCAACCUGCAGGCCGUGUCCAACACGCCGACCUCGGUCUCCCUGAGCUGGGACAAACCCCUCACAGGCAACGGAGAGAUCCUCUCCUACAAGCUCUACUACACAGACAGAAGUGUUGGCACCGAAGAGGAUGUUGACAUAGACGGUCAGUCGUACACCCUGGCUGGACUGAAGAAGAACACGGAGUACAGCUUCCGCGUCGUUGCCAACAACAAGCACGGCCCGGGGGUCUCCACGGAGGACGUCAUUGUUCGGACGCUUUCCGACGUUCCAAGCGCCCCUCCUCAAAAUCUCACCCUGGAGGUCCAGAACUCAAAGAGCAUCGUGGUUCGGUGGCAGCCCCCUCCGCUCAGUGGCCAGAACGGGGAAAUCACCGGCUACAAGAUACGUUACCGGAAAGUCCCCCGGAGGAGCGAGUCGGCUGUGACCACUGCAGGGACCGAGCUUUACAAGCUCAUCGAUGGUCUGGAGCCAGGAACAGAGUACUCCUUCCGGGUGUCAGCCAUGACGGUAAACGGGACCGGACCGGCCACAGAGUGGGUCCCAGCAGAGACGUUUGAGAGCGACCUGGACGAAUCACGCGUGCCGGACCAACCCAGCUCGCUGCACGUCCGCCCGCUGGUCAACAGCAUCGUGGUGAGCUGGACGCCGCCUGAGAACCAGGACAUCGUGGUGCGUGGCUACACCAUCAGCUACGGCAUCGGCAGUCCCCACGCUCAGACCAUCAAAGUGGACUACAAGCAGCGCUACUACACUAUCGAGAACCUCAACUCGGGCUCCCAUUAUGUGAUCACACUGAAGGCCUUCAACAACGUGGGGGAAGGGAUCCCCGUGUACGAGAGCGCAGCCACCAGAGUGCAGUCAGACCCCAUAGACCCCGAUGUUGACUUGUACGAACUGUUCCAUACCCAAUACACCCCAGCACCAGAUCCCAGCCCCAUGAUGCCUCCGGUGGGCGUCCAGGCCUCCGUGAUGAGCCACGACACCAUCAGGGUGACGUGGGCCGACAACUCGCUGCCCAAGAACCAGAAGAUCACAGACAACCGGCACUACACCGUGCGCUGGAAGACCAACAUCCCCGCCAACACCAAAGUGAAGAUGGCCAACAGCACCAGCCUGACCCACGUAGUGACCGGUCUGAAGCCCAACACGCUGUAUGAGUUCUCCGUCAUGGUGACCAAGGGCCGACGCUCCAGCACGUGGAGCAUGACAGCUCAAGGAACCACCUUUGAGACCACCCCUAGCUCCGCCCCAAAAGACGUGACGGUGGUGAGCAAGGAGAACAAACCUCGCACCAUAAUAGUCAACUGGCAGCCUCCCUCUGAAGCCAAUGGAAAGAUUACUGGUUACAUCAUCUACUACAGCACAGACGUGAACGCAGUGGUCCACGACUGGGUCAUCGAGCCUGUGGUGGGGAACCGCCUCACCCACCAGAUCCAGGAGCUGACACUGGACACAACGUACUACUUCAAGAUCCAGGCCAGAAACUCCAAAGGAAUGGGGCCCAUGUCCGAAGCCGUUCAUUUCCGAACUCCCACGACUGAGUCCUCUGACAAAAUGGCUAACGACCAAGCUUCAAAUCUCCCGCCAAAGCCAGGACUUCCAAACAGCCAAAAUCCAGACGGCCCUCGAACUUCAGUUGGUAAAACAGGUGUCGGCAGCGGAGAGAACAACAUCCUGAUAAUCGUCAUCAUAAUAGCAGUAGGAGUCUUCACCAUCAUUCUGGUGGUGGUGGGAGCCUUACUGUGCACACGGCGCAGCACGUCCCACCAGAAAAAAAAGCGCGCCGCUUCAAAAUCAUCCAACGGCUCCCAUAAAUACAAGGGAAACUCCAAGGACCUGAAGCCACCCGAUCUUUGGAUUCACCACGAGAGGCUGGAGCUGAAGCCCAUGGACAAGUCGCCGGAACCCAACCCAGUCAUGACCGAGACGCCCAUCCCUCGCACCUCGCAGGACAUCACGCCCGCCGACAGCGGCCUGGAGAGCAACCCCCACCUGCAGCAGAGGCGCAACUCCUACCGAGGCCACGAAUCAGACGACAGCAUGUCCACACUAGCAGGCCGCCGAGGGAUGAGGCCUAAAAUGAUGAUGCCUUUUGACGCGCAGCCACCCCAGCCUGUGAUUAGUGCUCACCCCAUCCAUUCCCUCGAUAACCAUCAUCACUAUUAUAACACGGGCAGCCUGGUAUCACCGACAUGCAGCUACCUCUACCAUCAAGGCAGCGGGCACCCUCGCCCGCACGCCUGCGCCACCCCCAUCUCCCACCUAGAAAGGGUGGACUCCUCAGAAUGUGUGAGGAACACCCCCAGUUCGGAGCCCCUCCCUCCACCCACCGCCUCUUCCCAGGUCUCCUGCCCCUCAGAGAUCAUGGCUGACCCCGAGGGCAGCUACCACGGCUCCACCACCACCGAGGAAGAGCCCAGCUACUCCAGCAACCUGCCCCCGCACCGCCCGGCCCACCCGCACGCCUUAGCCCACCCCCUCAAGAGCUUUGCUGUUCCUGCCAUCCCAGUCUCCGGCCAUCCAUCGUACGACUCCCCCGCCCUGCCCAGCAUGCCCCUGCUGGCUCAGACCGGCCCUCCCAGCCACCCUCACGUUGUAAAAACAGCCUCCAUCGGAACGCUAGGAAGGACACGCACUCCGAUGAUAGUAACGGUGCCCAACGCCCCCGACGUGCCAGAGACGAGCAAAAUGCUGGAGGAUGUAGACAGCAGCUACGAGCCCGACGAGCUGACCGAGGAGAUGGCGCACCUCGAGGGCCUGAUGAAAGACCUGAACGCCAUCACAACGGCGCCAUGACCCCCACACGCUGACACAGACGCACACGCACGCACACAUAUAUGCAGAAGAGACACACGACUUUCACAGGCAAACAAAACACAUCCAGAACACAAUCCUUCCGGAGCCAGAGGUCUGUUGGACAGGAAGCGGCCUCUUGCGCCCCGCAGAGACAACUUAAACCUCCAGCCUAAAACGUAGGGACUUCUUCCCGGCUCACUUUGCUCAGUCUCUGACAGGAGAUCGCCACGAGGGGAGGGGGGGUGGGGGGGAAGAUAAUCGAGACGCUUCAUGUUUAUAUGAAGAACAAAUCUCAGACGAUUGACUUUUAAGCAUCGAUUGCUUUCAGCCGGACGAUUGUGGAUCCUCUGUUUUCUCCUCCGGCAAAAACUGGCUGCAGACGGUCGACUCGGCGUGAAGUGACGAGGAGGAAGAUCACAGAUAUGCUGGGUUUUUUUGAUGCUGGCGCUCAUGCGGCGCCGACUACAACACAGUGUUUGAUCAGUGUUUUCUUUGUGCGUUUUGUAUAUCUAUUGGGCCGUUUCAGUGAAGUGAGCAUUGGAUGUCAGCUCCUCCCCUUACUGUUUUUUUUUUUCCUUUUAAUUUUUUUUUUUACAACCCUACAAUAUUUUAUUUCUAUUUUGCUUUUUACUCUCAUGUCAUAUAUUGUUCCAUGACUUUUUAUUCAUUUCAAUGUUAUUUUAUUUUUUUACACGCAUAUCCUUCUGAGUAUGUACAUACAUGUUGUUUUUAAACUGCCUCAUUCUUUUCAUUUUUUUCCCCCCAUUGUUUCAUUAUUAUUAUUAUUGUUGUUAUUAUUAUUAUUACUUUUGAUUUAAAUUGGGUCCUGAGGCUCAGUUUUCAUAUCAGUGGAGGAAUGAAGUCCGAUGGGUUUCAACAGUACCUUUUUAUUUCCCCGGCAUUGUGUUGUCCACGUCACACUCUGAAAUGCUCUUCAGUCUUUCUGUUCGUUGUGGGAGCGGCGUUUUAAAAGCCUUACCAACGUGUUUGUAAGUCAGACCUCGGAGAAGACUCGGACUCCAGGAGAGCUCGUGGAUCAUUCUGUCGGACUUGGACAGCAGCUCCAAGCUCGUCUGGGUUACCUCGGACCCGACAGCUCUCAUGAAAAGAAGAAAUCAAUCAUUCGAUCAAUCAAUCAGCAGCAGCAAAUAAAAAGUUAUCUUUUAUACAACAGGUUUGGCUGUAGGUGUGCGAUUUACCGAGAAAAAAAAAAAAGAAAAGAAAGCAAACUCUUUGGUUUCGGGCAUCUCUUCUGCUGAAACACCUGGGCAUUUUCCUGCUGCAAAGUCUUUUUGAUGUUUUUUUUUUUUUUUCUGCAUCCUCUUCAUCGAAUGCCACACUGUGGUUCUGUUACAAACAUUAGAAGAUGCAAAAAUGCUGGCCUUUCGAAAGGGACUCCCAGAUUUGUUUUUUUUUAUAUAUAUAUAUAUGGUAGGUUUUGUAUGAAGAAAAAUAAACAGAAGCUUGUUCUGAACACAAAACUGCUGUAAGAAAAAGAAAGAAAGAAAGAAAAAUAGGUCCACCUCAGAGACUAGUUUUUCAUUACCCUCUUACCCAAAGAAAUUUUGUCAUUUGCAAUCAUAGUAAUUUCCUCUACUUUUGUGAAUACCAUGUUUUGCAUAAAUGUGCAUCGUCAUGAAUGUCAGUAUAACUGUUAAGAGAUUUUAACUUUGGAGGGCAAACGAGGAGCACGUUUCGAAGGAAACUGGGAGAACGAGGACCGGACUCCAUUUGGGAAACGAUCUGUUGAGUUGUAAACAGUUGAACCUGUAUUGCACUUUUUCACAAUUUUUGGAAAGGACAUUUCUUACAUAUCUUGUGUUUUAAAUAUCAGAAGCUGUUUGUGUAACGUAGUGUCCUAGGUAAGCAGCAGGCAGCUGGUCUUUUUUUUUUUUUUAUGUUCAUGUUUUUGCUUCAGAGAGGAUAUGAAACGAGCGACUGAGUUGUUUCACUUGGCGGCUCGCGAUGAGGAAUUCUGUUGUUCUGCUUGUUCAUGUACAGAGCUUUCUUUGCUUUCUGUAGAAGAAGAAGAAAAAAAAAAUCUGUGGCUUUUUAAAAAAAAAAACAUGUUGGAAAAAUGUUUGGACAAAAAUAUGUUUUUUUAUUGGUGCUCCUAUACAUUGUGUAUACAAGCUAUUAAGAAUACUAACAAAGUAAAUGUUUCUGCUUGUC
Molecule: messenger RNA, 7199 nt
Organism: Fundulus heteroclitus (mummichog)
Lineage: Eukaryota; Metazoa; Chordata; Actinopteri; Cyprinodontiformes; Fundulidae
Gene: neo1a
Product: neogenin 1a
Exons: 29
Coding region: 564-5027 (1487 amino acids)
Biological process (GO): cell-cell adhesion
Cellular component (GO): membrane
Molecular function (GO): protein binding
Source: RefSeq, a predicted model, not a curated record